UAUAUACAUAUACUAACAGAAUUGCUGAAUCGCAAAACUAAUACUAUUAACCAAGACUUAAAAUAUAUAUUUUUUGUGUUCUUUUUAAUUCUAAGUAACUUAAUAAUAAUACCAUUUAAUUUAAAUCGGGGAAAAAGAUGCCACCAGUCGCUUUGUACUUUGAAUCAAGCGUUCGAAGCCUCACUUCAAGCUUCAUAUCCUCCAAUUUGUGGCAAUGUAAUGAAAAUGAUUCGGACUUGUGUCUACGAACUCAAUACGAAUUAUUUUUUAAAGAAAUGACUCAAACUGUUACAAAACUUGAGAGAACAUUAAUUGCGGGUUAUAGGAAUUUUACUAAACUAAAAACAAACUUUCUGCAACUGUCUGAUAAAAUAAGAAAAUUGGACAAAUCGCUAAAACAAGAAAAACAAUGGAAUCGUCUUCUUCUAGAAGCUAUUCUUAGCAGAGACUACUUAUUUGCAAUACAUAAACAACCAGAAGAAUUAGCACAAAAUGAAUUUAUGAAGCACUUAAACACUGAGAUUAAACGUAUGUGCCUGCGUCAGUUCAGCCCAUCUAUAAUUCAAACACUCAUAAGCGCAAGAGAUAAUGAGCCGUUGAUGGCCUUUAAGCAAUUUGAAGACAAACUUAAUAACGAAAAUUUAAUAAAUACAAAGUAUAUUAAAGAAGAUCUAACAGAAAAGUGGCGACACAUAGUCGUAGAAUACCAGUUUGUUCAAAAUCUUUUUGAAGAUAUAUGUCGGAAAUAUUUCCGUCUUCAACUGAAGAAAAAUCAAGAGAUUCAGGAUUUGAAUGAUGCUUUAAAUUAUGCUUGCGAUUGCAUUAUAACUGCGCAAACUAUGUCCUACAAUUCAAGAAAAAAAUGGAGGAAUAAAGAUCUAUUCUAUAAGAAAUUAUCUGUGUUUAUAAAAUCAUUACAAACAUGCAAAACUAAAUAUACUUCCAAGUUUUAUACAUAGAAUUUUAGAAAUAAAUAUUUAAU
Messenger RNA from Teleopsis dalmanni, 982 nucleotides. RefSeq lists its product as uncharacterized. NCBI's taxonomy places the organism in Eukaryota, Metazoa, Arthropoda, Insecta, Diptera, Diopsidae. The coding region runs from base 138 to 959 and encodes 273 amino acids. The record is from RefSeq and is a predicted model, not a curated record. The transcript is spliced from 3 exons.